Molecule: messenger RNA, 906 nt
Organism: Penicillium odoratum
Lineage: Eukaryota; Fungi; Ascomycota; Eurotiomycetes; Eurotiales; Aspergillaceae
Product: glycoside hydrolase family 75 protein
Exons: 5
Coding region: 1-906 (301 amino acids)
Molecular function (GO): chitosanase activity
Source: RefSeq, a predicted model, not a curated record
AUGGCAUUCCUACUCUCAGCUCUGCUGGCCUCUUUGGCUUUGUCCAGCCUCACUCUCGCUCAGAGCGUCGAUGGCUCAAAAUACAACAAUCCUACUGCUGGGCCUCCCUCAAGCUUCUUUGCCGCUGCUACAACCAUCCCCGUUGCUGCGUUGAAGAAUGCUGCUUCCACAGCCAGCACUGCUGCAAAGGAUGCAACUUAUCCUAUCAAUAAUGGCGGCGGUGCUGCUAAGGUUACCAUUCACAGUGAUUGGUCGAAUUUCAAUGAGGGCGCUGCCUUUGUUUGGGUUGCUGAUAUGGAUGUUGAUUGCGAUGGAAUUGAUUACAAGUGCAAGGGGAAUCAAGAUGGACAAUCUGAAACCAACUUUGGUGCCUUGGCUGCAUAUGAGGUCCCUUGGAUCGUGAUUCCGGACAAAUUUGGCGCAACUUAUCAGAGUGUUCUUCCCGGUAACAAUAUCGGUGCAGUUAUCUGCGACGGGAAAAUGUUCUAUGGGAUAUACGGCGACUCGGAUGGAGAUGAUCCCGAGGUAAUCGGGGAGGCCUCAUGGCUCAUGGCUCGAACCUGCUUCCCAAAUGAUAACUUGAAUGGAAAUGCUGGCCACGGCAGCGUCGAUGUGACCUAUAUUCUAUUCACGGGGAAAAAUUCCGUACUUCCGAGCAGUGCCCUCAACAAGAACUAUAUCACCAACUUCAGCACUCUGCGUUCAAUGGGAGACAAUUUGAUGAGUGCUCUCGCGAAGAACCUGGGCUUGUCUGGUGGCUCUGGAACACCCACCACCACCACUACUAGCUCCUCUCCUACGACUACAUGCUCUUGGUCUGGACAUUGCGUCGGUGCUUCUUGUUCUACUGAGAACGAUUGCUCUGAUAAUCUGGUUUGCAAGGACGGGAAGUGUGCCAGCCCUUGA